AGGGGGCGGGGGGGGGGGGAGGGCGCUCCAUGAGCCUUUUUUCCAACCCUUCCGCUUCUGUACCCCGACUCCUCUCCCCUUUGCCCGCGAAAAAAUUAGGGACCUCGACUCUUAGCCCACCCCCAGCUCGGGCCCCGAGCCGCGCGGGUAAGGACCUGAGGGCACAGCCCGAACCUCCCCGGGUCCAGGAAUGCGCCCCCGCGCCCGCGCGCCCCCGCGGCCGGGGAACUACAACUCCCGGCAUGCCCCCCGCGCCCCCGGCGCGCCCCCCGCCCGUCAGUUCCAUGCUGCUCCAUCCAGUUCAUUUAAAACAAAAGAGUUUGAGCGCUGGAUGGGGCUGGUCUCUAUUGGGGGCCCCUGAGUGCGACUCCCAGGCCGGGGCUGGGUGCGGGAGCCUGAGGGGGGCGUCCGGACGGCGGGGUCCGGAGGCUCCGGGCCCGAGGAGGGAGGGAGGGGAGGGGAGGGGGCAGAGAUCCCGCAGCCCCCGGUCCCCCGUCACCCCCGGAGAGGAGAGGAGAGAUCUGCUUUCUGGGUUUUGUUUCUCUUUCCCCCCACCCCCACCCCCACCCCGGGGGCUGGGGCGAGGGGAGUCGGGUUACAGGGUGUUUGGGGAGGGGGGCUUAGGGGGAGGGUCUAUCUCUCUAUCUCGCCGUCUCUCCCCCUCCCCAGUUCUUUGUUCCCCCCUCCCCGCGCACCCCCUCCUCCCCUCUCCCCUCCCCUCCGCUCUCCUCUUCUCCCUUCCACCACCUCUCUCUCCCUCUCUCUCUCUCUCUCUCCCCCAGCUUUUGUUUCGCCAUGCCUAGUCUAGUGGUAUCUGGAAUAAUGGAAAGAAAUGGGGGCUUUGGGGAACUGGGAUGUUUCGGGGGAAGCGCCAAGGACCGAGGGCUGCUGGAAGACGAGCGCGCCCUUCAGCUGGCUCUCGACCAACUCUGCCUCCUGGGUUUGGGGGAGCCCCCCGCCCCCACGGCGGGCGAGGACGGGGGAGGUGGGGGGGGCGGCGCCCCUGCCCCGCCGGCCGCUCCCCCGCAGCCGGCCCCGCCGCCGCCGCCCGCGGCGCCCCCGGCCGCCCCGACGGCGGCCCCCGCGGCGCAGACGCCCCAGCCCCCCGCCGCCCCCAAAGGGGCCGGCGACGCCAAGCUCUGCGCCCUCUACAAAGAGGCCGAGCUGCGCCUCAAGGGCAGCAGCAACACCACCGAGUGCGUCCCCGUGCCCACCUCCGAGCACGUGGCCGAGAUCGUGGGCCGGCAAGGCUGCAAGAUCAAGGCCCUGAGGGCCAAGACCAACACCUACAUCAAGACCCCGGUGCGGGGCGAGGAGCCGGUGUUCAUGGUGACCGGGCGGCGGGAGGACGUGGCCACGGCCCGCCGGGAGAUCAUCUCGGCGGCGGAGCACUUCUCCAUGAUCCGGGCCUCGCGCAACAAGUCCGGGGCGGCCUUCGGCGUGGCGCCCGCGCUGCCGGGCCAGGUGACCAUCCGCGUGCGCGUGCCCUACCGCGUGGUGGGGCUGGUGGUGGGGCCCAAGGGCGCCACCAUCAAGCGCAUCCAGCAGCAGACCAACACCUACAUCAUCACGCCGAGCCGCGACCGCGACCCCGUGUUCGAGAUCACGGGCGCCCCGGGCAGCGUGGAGCGCGCGCGCGAGGAGAUCGAGACGCACAUCGCGGUGCGCACCGGCAAGAUCCUCGAGUACAACAGCGACAGCGACUUCCUGGCGGCGGGCAGCCCGCCCGACCCCGCCGCCGCCGCCGCCGCCGCGCUGGACGGCCGCUACGCCGAGGCCUGGCGCGUGCCGCCGGCCGCCUGCAAGCCGCUGUCCGCCUUCCGCCAGAACAGCCUGGGCUGCAUCGGCGACUGCGCCGCCGCCGUGGACUCGGGCUUCGAGGCCCCGCGCCUGGGCGAGCCGGGCGGCGGCGGGGACUUCGGCUACGGCGGCGGCGGCGGCGGCGGCUACCUGUUCCCGGGCUACGGCGGCGGCGGCAAGCAGGACGUGUACUACGGGGUGGCGGCCGAGACCAGCCCCCCGCUGUGGGCAGGCCAGGAGAACGCCACGCCCGCCUCGGUGCUCUUCUCCUCGGCCUCCUCCUCCUCCUCCUCUGCCAAGACGCGCGCCGGGGCCGGGGCGGGGCCCCCCGGGGUGCACCGCUCCCCGGCCGCCUCCGCCUCGGAGCUGGCGGCGGGACUGCCCCGACGCCCGCCCGGGGAGCCGCUGCAGGGCUUCUCCAAACUCGGGGGCGCGGGCCUGCGCAGCCCCGGCGGCGGCGGCGGGCGCGACUGCAUGGUGUGCUUCGAGAGCGAGGUGACCGCCGCGCUCGUGCCCUGCGGACACAACCUGUUCUGCAUGGAGUGCGCCGUGCGCAUCUGCGAGAGGACGGACCCCGAGUGUCCCGUCUGCCACAUCACAGCCACGCAAGCCAUCCGGAUCUUCUCCUAAGCUCCCCCGGCCUCUCCCCUGCCCCGGGGGCCGGUUUCCGCCAGAGCCUUUGGGAAACCGGCACUGUGAGGGGGCGAGGUGAUGGGAGAUGCUGGCUGGGGAGCUGGG
Pipistrellus kuhlii (Kuhl's pipistrelle) is the source of this 2538-nucleotide messenger RNA. RefSeq names its product mex-3 RNA binding family member A (gene MEX3A). The transcript has 2 exons. Lineage: Eukaryota; Metazoa; Chordata; Mammalia; Chiroptera; Vespertilionidae. The record is from RefSeq and is a predicted model, not a curated record. Gene Ontology annotation, molecular function: RNA binding. Bases 796 to 2430 code for a protein of 544 amino acids.